ACAGGUGGGCACAACUGGUUUCCAUUCUCCUCCAAGGCCAAGAAGCUUGAUGACGGCACCAUUCAAGUGUUACGAUAUGGGGCCUGGGUAACAAGUGGAGGUUUUGCAGACUUCUACGUGGUUGAAUGCACAAGCCCAUCGUUUGCUGGCGACUUCAUGAAUCUCAGUCUGUUUCUUAUGUUCAAGGUAUAAGCAAUAUCAACUGAUACUUAAAACCUUAAGUACAUUCGAUCCCAAACAUUUCCCCGUGUCCUUCUUCUACGGUACGGAUGAUGACAAUUUAUUUGCUAAUCAAAAUAUAUAUUUGAUCAUCAUUUUUCUUGAUUCUCAAGACCAUUGUAUUUGAUUAAGCAGUGAUCUUAUGACAAGACAGUUACUCGACACAUAAAUUCCUUAGCUGCGUACUUUGAGCCCCUGAGAAACCUCCAAGUGCACAGGAGCCGUUUAGUAAAAGAGCAAAUUCUACGUGCUUUUUGAACAGACUAAUACGAACAUGAUGGCUUAUUCGCGGAAUGUGUCUUUUUUAAUAGGACCAGGUUCGUUCCAGCACUGAUGAGUGGUCAGCACUUGGAAUGCGCGGUAACCAUUCCAGCCCUGUUGUAUGUGAAGGAGUUCUGUCUGCGGACAGGCUUGUUGGGUCAUUUGGUAAGUUAGAGUUCACUUCGCGUCAUAAAUGUAGUGAAACGUUAGCAAAGUAGAAGAAGAACUUCAGUGGGAUCCUUCAAGAGAGAAAUUAAAACCAUUGCGUUGAGCGCUACACUUUCCUGGGGUUCUACUUAUAAAGCUUUGCAAAGUUGUCAUGUCUUUUUAAGUGGACAGGAAAGCUAAGACGUGCUCUACCAAUGGAGUGGAGAUAUAUAUAGCUGGUAUAAAAAGAGCUUCGUCCAUUUUAUCAGGAUCCACGAUGUUCUAUACCAUUUUAUCAUAAGUGCGACAAGACUAUUUGUUUUUGUCGAGGCUUCUUUGUAGUGAAAUCAUACGGAGUGGGGAUGGCGCCUGGGAGGGAAGAGGGCGGGAGGGGUAAGGGAGGAGGAGGAAGAACUAGAACGGUGGGGAUAGUAGGGAAAUUGGGGAAAUUACGCAACAAUGUUUAAUACUCACAAUUAAAAAAGGGUGAAAGAGAUGAAGCCGAGAAAAAAUGCGGCUGAAGGCGAGAGAAUUGGACCCCCUGCUUCCAUUCACUCGCUCCCACUUUUUUACUUAGGAGCUUCACUACUCACCCAUUUUUAAAACAAAACAAUGAACGGGAGUUUUAAAUUCUUCAACAGGUGAAUUUCCCUUGGCUGCUCAUGAAGUCAUUGACCCAUACUUCCUGCUAUACUCCUCGGCCUGUUGGAACGGUUUAGCAUUGGGUACCAUUGAUGUCGCUAAAAAACACGUGAGCAGAACAGAACAUGCUGAUUCAGGCCUGCGCGUGGCCGAUUAUCCCAUUAUACAGGUAAGAGAUCAUGUGCUCUUGACAAUGCUUGUCCAAUCUGUCCAAUCCCUUUUGAGUGAUUUUUGAUUAGCUCUGCACUUUUAUUUGCUGCGAAUUUCAAGGAGACCACGACAAUUUGUAGAAGCAAACUAAGUUUCUAUAGCUCUUCAAGGGUCAGAAGCACUACCCGGAUCUAGGUAGUGACGCGUAAUCAGUAUGAAAUUUCUGCGCUCGUUUCUCCGACGUCAUUUCGCAGGAAAACAAACCGUGGCGUUGCGAAAUGUCGGCUGUUUUCUCAAGCUUUCCGAAAACUGCAAAAUAGAAAAUAAAGACGAAUAGUACUGCUGAUAGCUGAACUCAAAAGCUACAUAUAUACGACCAUCUUGAACAGCUCGAUGAACGAUACCAACGGAAAGUAUUUCUCUCCCAGUAGUGCACCUGAAAUCUCCGCGCCACAUUCUCGAACCAUCCAUCCAUCGUAAGAGCAAAACCUAUCUACGGCACAACUAGAAGUCCAGGGAAGAUCAAAGGUUUUGAAGUUUAAUUUUGACUGAAUUCACUCCUUUCUUUGUAUUUUAUUUCAGGAUUAUUUUGGCAAAGCCAUCACUGAAACAAACAGCUCGCGGUUGAUGCUUUUUAACGUGGCGAAGGGAAUGGAUGGGGUUACUAACAACAACGACUGGUCUAUUUACAAAGAACCCAUGACAGCACCGUGGUAAGUAGUGCAUCAUUACAACAAGUCAACAAAUCACUUUCUCAACUGACACUUAAUCAUAUAAUUUCACGACAAUUGCAACCAAAUUAGGACAAGAAAAUCUCCGAGGCAAUCUUAGCCAAGCAUCUGCCGGGCGACUAAUUCUCUUCGAUAACUAUGAAUCGUGAAUUUUUGGGUCCCGUAGAAAAGCUCCGAGCGUCUUCGAGUAAGUUUCCAAGAAGAUCGAGAGUUGCCAGCUAAUUAGUUAUUAAUCGUUGCAAGUUUUUACAAAUCUCUGCAAUAGCCCGGCUAAACUUUGUAACGUUUUAACGUUGUUUUCUCCCCCCCCAGCGCGAAUUAGCGGAUUAGUUUCAUUUGCAGUAAGAUCGAAAUAAUAAAUGAGAGGGGAGGCGAGGGGGGGAGGGGGGGCUGUUUGACUACUAGUGAUUUGAAGUGUGGAAGCUAUAAGUCAUUAUGUUUUGGAGGGGAAAUAGGGGGCUUCCGCCGUCCUGUAAAUAUCCAUCGAGAUGGUUUGCUGUCGUAGUCAGCCAUUAACAAGAUAUGCGUGUUAAGAAAUGUACACUUAAAUCUUUUUAUGCUCGUUAACUGGAACAAGGAAGGGCGCCUGAUCGCAACUGAUCGCAGUUUUGUCUACUUUUCUUUACUUGGUCUUUUAACACUUUGCAUCUCUCUUGUCUCUCCUUCUUAUCUUUUCUUAUAGUCGAGGUCAGUUUCAUCACUGGUGUUUUCAAGUCAAAAUAAAAGCUGCCGCAAAUGUAUCGUACGUCGCAGAUGAGAUGUUGCAUGCCUGUGGAGGAGUUGGUUAUAAGAAAGAACUUGGUAAGUCUGUCAGGCUUAGAAACUCUUUCUCGAAUCUUCUUCGCAAAUCUUCGAACAUGGUCGGAAAUCUUCGGAAACUUUGAAAAACGAUUGAAGAUGUCUAGAUUUCCUUCGGACAAUGUUCUUUAGCUUAUCAAGCUGACGGAGGUUAGAUCUUUGGAAAAUAGCAAAGCCAAUCGUUGUGGUUCAAGAUAAAACUGAGUACAAAAAAAAUACAUAAUGGACUGUUGUUCAAGUGUAAUUCUGUGCUGUACGGUUAGAAAGAUCCGAGGUAGUAGAUUCUUUUACGAUUUCUUAAGCUCGUGUAGUUUUAACGUGUGAAAUGUUCCUUUACAGGUUUGGAGCGCUUGCUACGCGACAGCAAAGCAGGAUGGUUAAUGGGGGCCAGCAAUGAGGUGCUGAGACAGAUUGUAGGAAAAACGAGCCUGUUUGGUCUUAAUGCGAUAGAUUUUUGGUAAGAAAAUAAUCGAUCCAGGAAACAUGCACUGUCUUUUGCACCUUCCGAAGCCUAAGUCAGCCCAUUACAAUUCUGUCUUGUUUUAAAUACUUGAUAUCCCACAUAAUUAAAAAGCUAAUUUAAAGCACCUUGUACUGUUGCGCAACUUAGUAUCUCCCAUUUGGGAUUCUAUCCGCAGACGCAAAUGUUAGAGCCACCUUGUAGAGCAUUUUAGGGACUUUAAGAUCCGAAGACGGCGACACGAACAUCAAAAAAGCAAUAGGUUUAGUAACCAAAACAACAAUUUUGCACGUGCGUCACGCUUUCUUGUACAUUACUUUGCCGUCACUGCACGACUACGACGUGAAAAUGCCCAAUUUUACGUUGUACAGAGGAUGUACACAAGCGACGACGAAAUUUCCUCUCUCUAUCUGAACUUGGAUAUGGUUCUUAGGAAUUCAACUUUGGUAGGGUUCACCCAAAGUUAGCGACUUGGAGUAAUCGGGGUGAAGAUUGAGAGAACGCGAAUUUACUUUUUCAGCGACGUUUCCUCUGCCGUCGCUGUCCUCGGAUCUUAAGAAACCACAGGAGAGUACUGCGCGAAAACGUUUAUUUAAAUGGUCACAAUUUGGGAUUUCAUCUAUAGAUUCAAAAGGAGUAAAGCCACCUUGGAAGUGUAAUAAACAAAAGCACAUGUAGGACUAGUUAGUGGCUUUUAGUUAAAUGGUCGCAUUUUUAGAAUCCCAUCAACCACCCAAUGAAAAGACUGCUAAGUUUUACCUUAAAUUGAUUUGUCGGUUCACUGUACUCAGAACUGAGACAUUGAACAAAACCACAUGUAGGAACAAACUACUUAUUUUUAGAGCCUUUCAACAAUUUUCUCUUUCAAAUCUCCUUUCAGGUGCAAAGUUUCUGAUGACCGCGUCCUUAACUUGGAGCUAAAGAAGCUAAGUGGUGACGCAAAGCGAGAACUGGCCAAGAAACUGCUUGCAGAGGCAGAAAUUGAAAACGCAAACGUGAAAAACCACAUCCAUCACUCGUACCAGGACUCGGAGUUUGAUAAUCCAUUCAAUACCAGUCCUCCAGCGACCCUUAAAUCUCUGGAUUCUACUAAUGGGUUUAAACUUGAACAGAAAACGUGUCUUAAACCGGAUGAGUUCAUCGCUUUAAAACUACUUUCCGUACAACCUCUUGCUGAAAUGGUUGCAGAGUACACCUUUGCGUUGCCCCAGGCCUCUGACCUUACGGGAUGCUUUCCUGGUCAGUACGUUCGAGUGAGACUGGGAAAAAAUCAGCGGUUUCUCUCACCAGUGUCACGCGCUAAGGAACCUGGAAAGAUUUCACUGUUGCUGAAGCUUGAAACACACGGAAUGUUCUCGAACUCAAUGCGCUGUCUCGAAGUCGGUAAGAAUUUAACCUGAGAUCAGGCCCAAUUUGAGCGGUUCUCAUACAUUCUCUCUAACGAAAAUAGAGCCUGAUCUCAGGUUAGUAAGAAUUGUAUGAUCGAACAUAUUCACCAGCAUAAGGCGUCGCUAAUUGUAGUUCUGCCUAAUGCUUGCUAUACUCCAAAAGCCAUACUGCUCAAUAGCUUUUUGUUUGAGUUGUCACAUCACAUUACAGAAUUUUUUUGACAAAAAUGAAUUUCAUUUCAGAGCCAUCUUGACUUAAUAGGGUUUUCCUUCUGAGAAUUUUCUCUGUUUUAAAGGUUGGAACUACUUUGUAUAGCAUCAAACAGCACAAUAAAAAAACUGCAAAGAAGAGUUCAUUUAAACUAACAGUCUUGGUAUUUUCUUUUGGUAAGAACUUACAGUUAGACCAAAUGAGUCAUCGUGCACAUUUUCCAAGAAAAAACACAAAUUAACAUGACAUGCUUUUUACAACCUUUUUUCUUUAACCCUUUAAGCACUAAGGAUGAUCAGCAUGAAAUUUCUCCUUAUAAUAUCAAUGCUUUAGAGAACGGAUUGGUCAUGAGAAUUGAGUACAUGAUCAGGGAAGAUGAGUCUAAUUGACAUUUCAACAAUUUCUCCCCACCACUUCUAUUGAAAAAGUAUAGGGACAAUAAGUGAGAAUCUCAAUUUUCAUAUCAGGGUUUAGAGGGUUAAACCAGUUCAUCGAGCAUCAUUAAUCAUUUGAGGAACUUUCUCAAGCACGCAAAAGAAUAAUUAAACUGAUAAACAAAUAAUUCGGCCAAAAAGACUAGGUUAAACGUCGUUAAUUUUUGAAUUACUGCUCGCUUUUUUCAUAUCAUUUAAAACACUCCCUCUCGAGUUUUUUUGUGGUCACUUCACGGUGUUUGGAUGGAAUAUAAUAAACCCUCACUUCUGUUUGUCUUAUCAAUACAUUGUGUUGGGAUGUUUGAUGAAACAGUCUUUCUCGUGUUGGUUUAUCACUCCAUGAUGUUUGAAUAACAUGAAACAAUCCUUUUCAAUCGUGUUUGUUGUAUCUCUUCCUGGUCGUCGAAUAUCAGAUAUAACUCUCAGUUUUAAGCUGAUAUAUCGCCUCCGGUGUGCGAGAUAUUAUGUUUACAUACUUUCACUUCUUUGUUUUCAUCACUACAUGGUAUUUGAAUAUCAGACGAAACAUUCGUUAUCGUGUUCAUAUAUAACCUCACGGUGUUUGGAUAUCAUUUUAAUAAAUUUUCUCUCGUGUUUGUUUUAUCACUACGUACUUAUCGGUGUAAGAUAUCUUAUGUUUGAUUUAUUACAGAAAGUUCUAACGAUAUUAUUUCCUCAUUUACCAGAUGAUACUGCAGACUUCUCCGGCCCUUGCGGUGGAUACGAAUACGUACCCAACUCAACCAAAAACCUGACCUUGUUGGCAACCGGUAUGUCAUGCCAGCCUGCAGUCCAAAUAGUGCGCGAAAUAGUGGCUGAUCCGACUGAUAAAACCUCAGUAGUUCUCCUGAUCUACGCUGAAAAACCAGACGGUAUUCCCUACCAACAAGAAUUAAAGCAGUAUGCCAAGUACGACAAGCGAUUAAAAUUGUCGUUUACCGUCAGCGAGGUUGACCGCGAUGACUGGGAGGGAGGGCAGGGCUAUAUUGAUUCCAAGCUGCUAUCCACUUCCCUCCCUCCAUCAGAAGAAUCUAGUCAUCGGGUGAUAGUAUGUGGAGGUCCUCGAAUGGUCAUGGGUGUGCUCCAGGGGAUGAGAAAGCUGGGUUACUCAAGUGACCAGAUCUUUGUGUACGGACAGUUCGGUGUCCAGCAGAUUAAAGCCGUAUAUGGAAAGUUUUCAAAGUUAGCGCAGCACAGGGAGACCAACGACAGAGCAAAUCAUCAACAGGCAUGA
Molecule: messenger RNA, 6675 nt
Organism: Porites lobata
Lineage: Eukaryota; Metazoa; Cnidaria; Anthozoa; Scleractinia; Poritidae
Source: the annotation of a GenBank genome assembly